UUUUAUAAUUGAUUAAUAAUAAUAGUUUAAAAACGUGCAAUUGCCAAUUAGUAUUGAGUAUUCAUUAUUUACCAUUUAAUUAGAUAGAAGUGAUAGAACCAUAAUAAAAACUUACAAAAUGGCAGCUGAAGAAUUACAGAAACAGUUCCAACAUGAACUGGAUGCAUUUAAACAAUGUCAAAAAGAAAUUAAUCAAUUAGCUGGAAUGCGCCAACAAUUGGAUGGUCAACUUAAUGAAAACUCAAUCGUAAAAGAAGAGUUAGCUCUAUUAAAACCUUCAGGUGAAGUAUAUAAAAUGGUUGGUCCUAUAUUACUACGUCAAGAUCACACAGAAGCUAAAGAAAAUAUUGACAAACGUAUGAGUUAUAUAAAAAAUGAACUGCAAAGAAUUGAUGAUCGGAUACAUACAUUAGAAGGUACACAAGACCAAUAUAGGGAAUCUCUUACUAAAUUACAACAACAGUUUCAAGCUCAACAAGAAAAAAAGUGAUUUAUCAUUUCAAAUCAAAGAUGAAAAAUUAUACUACUAACUAUUUAAUGUGUCAAAUUCAUUAAACUAUUAAUAAUUCUAUAAUAAUAUCACUAAUUAUUUAAUAAAAUGUAAUCAAUAUAUCUAUAAACCU
Molecule: messenger RNA, 623 nt
Organism: Melanaphis sacchari
Lineage: Eukaryota; Metazoa; Arthropoda; Insecta; Hemiptera; Aphididae
Gene: Pfdn6
Product: prefoldin subunit 6
Exons: 2
Coding region: 119-490 (123 amino acids)
Biological process (GO): protein folding; chaperone-mediated protein complex assembly
Cellular component (GO): prefoldin complex; cytoplasm
Molecular function (GO): protein-folding chaperone binding
Source: RefSeq, a predicted model, not a curated record